Messenger RNA from Papilio polytes (common Mormon), 1311 nucleotides. Its product is annotated as alcohol dehydrogenase [NADP(+)]-like. The coding region runs from base 247 to 1224 and encodes 325 amino acids. The record is from RefSeq and is a predicted model, not a curated record. Gene Ontology annotation, cellular component: cytosol. Gene Ontology annotation, molecular function: aldose reductase (NADPH) activity. NCBI's taxonomy places the organism in Eukaryota, Metazoa, Arthropoda, Insecta, Lepidoptera, Papilionidae. The transcript has 6 exons.
UUUGUCAGACAAGAUAAUAAGAUAAUGACUACGUAUACAGGACUAUCCUACUUAAAGAGACGUGUUCCGAGCUAUAAUUCAAGCCUGCACAAGGCUGUUGCGCCGGUUAGGAGGCAGUGCGCCGGCAGUACGCUCUCAUUGUGUUUACAAUCGCAGUUCAUUAAACACGAAUACAAAUACAUAAAAAGUAACAUUUAAAUCGUAGUUUUGUUGCUUAAUUUUCUACACUGUGACAAUAUUCCAACAAUGUCUAUUCCGGAAUCUUUUGUGCUGACUGGAGGUGAUUUGUUGCCGCGAAUCGGUUUUGGAACUUGGCAGGCAUCAGAUGAUGUACUAGAGCCCGCAGUAGCAGCGGCUCUUGAAGCUGGUUACCGCCAUUUUGAUUCUGCGCGUGCCUAUGAGAACGAGGCUGCGCUCGGUCGAGCUCUCAAUCGUUGGAUCGGCAAUGACCUUAACAAGAGGAAGGAACUCUUUGUCGUCACCAAGCUACCACCAGGAGGAAACAGGCCGGAUUUAGUGGCGGAGUAUUUCAAUGCUUCGAUGCGUGACCUCGAUCUGGACUACCUCGACCUGUACCUCAUGCAUACGCCAUUCGCAUUUGAACACGUCCCUGGCGACCUGCAUCCUAUGAACCCUGAUGGAACCAUCAGAGCAGACCUCACCACAGAUCUCGUUGGAGUUUGGAAGGCGCUACUCAAGCUAAAGGAGAGCGGUCGAGUGCGUCACGUGGGCGUGUCUAAUGUGAACGAGGCGCAGCUGCACCGGCUGUGUGCGGUGGAGAAGCCGGCCUGCCUGCAGAUAGAGGUACACUUGCUGUGCCAACAGAGGGAGCUCAUCGCCGCAGCCAACAAGCUCGGUAUACCCAUCGUCGCGUAUUCUCCACUCGGCUCAAAAGCUCUCGCAGAUGCGUUAGCCGCUAAAACGGGGCGCGAAUACCCAGACCUACUAAAGUUACCAGCGGUAUUAAAAAUAGCAAAAAGCCACAACAAGACGCCUGCCCAAGUGCUACUGAGACAUCUGCUGCAGAGCGGAGUCGCUGCCAUACCUAAAAGCACCAAUCCAGAGAGAAUCAAACAGAAUAUCUCUGUAUGGGAUUUCGAACUGUCAGAUGAAGAAAUGUCAGAUUUGCGCGCGCUAGACCGCGGCGAGGACGGACGGAUAUGUGACUUCUCUUUCUUUAAAGGCAUCGAGAAGCAUCCGGAAUUCCCCUUCAAGAAAUCGUGAAACCAUUUCAAUACAAACAAUACAUUGUUCAAUAUAUAACUUAAACACCAUAAAUAUCGUUGAAAAUAUUAUUAUGAAGCACUAAAA